UCUAUUCUAUUCUAUUCUAUUGCAAACAGCCUCAUUUCUGUUCUGCAGCAACACCUUAGUGCUCAAAUAAAAGCUCAAUAUGUUAUUGUUUCUGCUGAAUCUAUGACCUGAUUUUACAUCAGACACACACACACACACACAGAAGGUGUGGCUCUGAGCACUCUCAGCUGAUUGGCUGCAGAUGACAUCAUCAGUUGGGAUGUGGAGGUCUCUCCUUCUCCUUGUUGCUGCAGCCUCUCCCUCACCGUGCCUACACACACACACACACACACACACACACACACACUGCAGAUGCAUUACAUCAUCUGGUUCAGAGUUGGGGGCAGCUUGUGAGAACAUUAUGUUCUGCUGCAGUGCAUCAUGGGAGCUGGAGUUCAGUCCUUCAGUGGUCACUCCCAGGUCAUUUUCUGUGUUUUAUUGAACCACUCUCAUGUGACUAAGAUUAAGAGAUUAGAUUAGUAACCUCGCCCAUGGUUUUUGGGCCCUUUAGUCUUUAUUCAGACAGGACAGCGGAGCGCGUGCGGGGGAAGACACAGUAAAUGCCCUCGGGAAUCAAACUUGGCUUCUGUAGAGCGUUUGGGUCACAUGCUCCGCCCUGUUCGUGAUGCUGGCGUCACUCUUGACUGAUGCUGGGUCCGUUUUUGGAGUCUCUUUUGUGCGUUUGUCUUUGCCCAUCGGGAACCCAUGGAUAUUUUUGGGUGCUCGGGAAUUCUCAGUGUGACGUUGAGAAUUCCCAAGCAUCCAAAAUCAUCCAAAAGCAUCUCAAUACAUGCACUACUGGUAAAGCAGUGGCCCCUAGUGGUGAAAGUUUAACUUGGCUUCUGCAGCGGGUAGCUGCUAAAAUGACCUUUAAAAGCUGACAGUGCAGCUUACGCUCUGGUGCGUCUGCUGCUCGCCUGCUAUCCACGAAUAUUUCCAUCUGAAGCAGGUGCCUUCCUGCUGCGUCCACGUCUGUGUGAAAUAUCCUCACCUGCCUCCCCCCAAACUGCACCUUGGUCAGAACUGUCUGCAGUCUAAUCGAUGCUGAAAGCGGUUCGAGGCGUGCAUGUGCGAGCUGUCUUCUCUGGACUCCAUCGCUGUGGGUUUGUCCCGUGAGUGGAGAGCGGCAGAAUGUUUGGCUGCGAAGCUCGGUGACAGAUGGAGGCGUUGAGCUCAAGCACAGAUUUGUGUUUGUGUGCCGAGGAUGAGUAACGCUUCUUUGUCAGCCGGCAAAUUUAGCGCUGACAUUUCCUCAGAAACACGCCGACCCAGCAAACUGGAUCAGACCGGAUCAAAGCAGAGCCAGCUCACCUUACACUUCAUCUCCACAUGUUCUCUCGUUAUUCGCCCAGCAGCACAUGCUCGGCUUCUCGGGCUGUGAGGUCGUGCCGCUGCUUCCAUGAAGCCUUUGUUGGUGCUGCACACAUGAAAUCCCAGGAAAGUCGAUCGCUGCUUAAUUUCAGUUGAUUUUUCAUCUUUAAAACAUUCAUUUUUCUUUCAGUAAGUGACAAAGUUUGUUCUCCUGAUUCUGAUGAAGACCUUUAGUUACUGGUCAGGAGGAUUCCUCUGAAAUAAACCAACACCACCUCCUCCACCUCCUCUCCUUCUCCUCCUCUGCACUGCUGGACCAAUCGCAGCCCAGCAUCCCUGCCGGCCAAUCAGAGGGUUGGUGGGUGAUGUCAUGUAUCGGGCUGCUGUGUGGUGGUGCUGAUGCUGCUGAGCUGCAGAUCUUCAGUGUGAACUGAGAAGAGCUGGAGCGAGCAUCGCUGCAGGGAACAGACUCUACCUCACCACAGUGUCUUUGACUGAGAACAGCAGCAGCAGCAGCAGGAUGACUCUCGCAGCUUACAGGGAGAAGAUGCGAGACCUCCCCCUGGUGUCUCUCUUCUGCUCCUGCAUCCUUCCCGAGCCCAGAGAGCCGGCAGCCGACAAGAAGGAAGCAGGCGUGGUGGAUUUGAACCUCUGCAACAUCCGGGACAUGGAGGUGAUUGAACUGAGCAAGCGAGCGAGUGGCCAGGCCUUCGAGGUCAUCCUGAAGCCACCCACCUUCGACGGCGCCCCUGAGCUCAGGGCCACAACACCGCCUCGCCAGAAACCAUCGCUGGCGGAGAUCCAGAAGAAACUGGAUGCUGCUCAGGAAAGGAGGAAGUGUCAGGAGGCGGAGCUGCUGAAGCACCUGGCCGAGAGGAGGGAGCACGAGCGGGAAGUUGCUCAGAAAGCUUUGGCCAAAGAGUGUCAGGAGCAUCGCGCCACCGCUGACAAGGAGCAGCGGCAGAUGCACCUGAACGCCUCACAGGAGAGGCGCCACGAGGAGGACAAGCACAGUGUGGAGGUGUCUUGAUGGCCUGAUCACAACACAAGCUGAACCUUAUUUGGAAGCCAUUUUGGAGGGCUGAUGAGCUGAUAUUUGAUGUGCCGGGAUGCUGGCGCUACUCCGGCUCAGAGACUGACAGGAAGUAGCUCUGAAAAGAGUGAGAGAAGAAGACGAUGAGGGGGGCGGAAGGGAAGACCGACUGCACAACACCUCCUCUGUACAACCAGGACUCUCUUUAACAAGACGAACUCUUUAUAACGAGACGGACGCUCAGAUUCAGUCGUCAUUAGAUGGUUUGAAGGGGUUUUACUGUGCUUUGUUUCCAUGCCAACGGUGCCAAUGUGCUCGUGUGUGUGAAUGUGUGUGCCUAUCAACCAAACAUGAAUUGGGCCUAACAUGAACCCGAUGCAUCCCCUACGACUGAAAGGAAACCUUCCUCUCGGACUUUGAACAUCAAAAUUAAUUGCCUGGAAUUACCGCUGCUCUCAAUCAAACAGCUCCAUCUGCUGGAUCGUUUAAAUCAUUGCAUGCGGCUCUUUAGAGACAUCCAGUGGCAUCUGUAGCUAUAAAAUAAGCUUCGAGCAGAUUGUUUUUGUCUUUUAGGAUCAGAGUCAAGAUCACUGAAAGUGAGUCCAAGACGAGUUAGUGUUUCUGAGGUCAAUUUAAGACAAACAUCAGUAAAAAUAGAGCUGAACUUAGUUGUAGAGGUGAGAUUACCAUCAAUGAAAUCACCGCUACACAGGAAAUCAAACCACACCCUAAAAUCACCAAACCAAAACAGCGCUGGCCUCCAGGGCAGCUCGUUUCACCCGUUCUUUUCAUACUUUUAUAGGCAGAAGUUCUAGGCGCUGUGCAGAGGUGGAGACAUCACACCUUUGCUGUUUCACAGAUGAUGUGGUUUGGAUCGCUAGAUUCUGUUGUGGUGACGAGAGAGAGCUGAGCGUCGAGGCGAAGCCGUCAGUCAAUCCACGCUCCUACCCUCACCGAUGGCCCCGAGCGGAGGGUGGUGACCGAAAGAGAUGAGGGGGUGAGGACCUCAGAGUAGACUCCUUCACCCCAAAAAGAGUCAGUUGAGGUGGUUGAGCAUCUGGCCAGGAUGCCUUAUGGGCAUUUCCUAGAUGACCUGUUUCCUCCUGGGCGUCUCCUACAGGGAGGAGACGGUCUGCAUGUUUGGAAACACCUCAGUGUCCCCCCAGAAGAGCCGGAGCUAGCCGGGAAGAGUGAGCGCAACCAAAAGACAAAUCUGAACCGAAGCGCAGGUUUUCCUGUUUCAGACGCUGCCUUUAGGUUUGUUUCCCAUCAGUUAUGCAUCUCUUUGUCUUUCCUGUGUGAAAUGGAUGCGACACAAUGCUUCUGAGACAUCAGUGAUGUUUGCUGCACCCUGCUGCAUCGAAUGAGUGACUGGACCGAUGUGUGUACAGUGUUUACAGCUGCUUCUCACUGCAACAUCAUGUAGGAUUAUGAUAUGAUUAUGAUAAUGUACAGAAAUCACAUUAUAUUUUAAAUUCAACAAUAAAACAGUCACACUUUA
Oreochromis aureus is the source of this 3824-nucleotide messenger RNA. Its product is annotated as stathmin-4-like. Gene Ontology annotation, molecular function: tubulin binding. Bases 1811 to 2320 code for a protein of 169 amino acids. Gene Ontology annotation, biological process: microtubule depolymerization; neuron projection development; regulation of microtubule polymerization or depolymerization. Gene Ontology annotation, cellular component: neuron projection; cytoplasm. The record is from RefSeq and is a predicted model, not a curated record. The transcript has 8 exons. Lineage: Eukaryota; Metazoa; Chordata; Actinopteri; Cichliformes; Cichlidae.